Messenger RNA from Lathyrus sativus (Indian pea), 1797 nucleotides. Lineage: Eukaryota; Viridiplantae; Streptophyta; Magnoliopsida; Fabales; Fabaceae. The record is from the annotation of a GenBank genome assembly.
AUGGCGUCUGAACAAGUAUCUCGCAGAGAAAACAUUACAACCGAGAGAAAGAUUCCCGGCGAGAAAGACAAUGUCCAGAAGACGACAACCCGCAUCGAGAAAGAACUGCCACAGGGGGGUGUAGAACCAUUACCAGGUGGUGAAAUCAACAAAGAUCGUUCAGGGAAAGCAAUUGGAGAUAUUGCUGGAAGAGGAAAAGCAAGACAAAGCCAUGAACUCGGACCUAACGUUCAGUCUCUCCCUGAUCGCAACGAGAAUCCAAAUUACCUUGAUCGUGCAGGUGUUCCUGUGAGUGCGAAUGUAGCAGAAAACAGAGUAGGAGAAAAUGCUCCAAGAGAAAAACUCGAUAAUCGUACCAGAGUGGUUAGUGGAACACCACACAUUAAGGAACAAAACAGAGCAUUGGGAAAGGAGCAAGUUGUGGCAGAGAGAGGAAGGGUACAUGGUGCUGAAAAUCAAGAUGCCAUAUUGGAAAAAAGUGUUUCUGAGGAAAAAGAGAGAGCAAGAGAAAGAGCAAAAGAUGCCAUAUUGGAAAAAAAUGUUGCUGAGGAAAAAGAGAGAGCAAGAGAAAGAGCGAAAGAUGCCAUAUUGGAAAAAAAUGUUGCUGAGGAAAAAGAGAGAGCAAGAGAAAGAGCGAAAGAAGCAACAAAAGAAACACUGAAUAACACAGCACGAGCAGCACAAGAGAAGGGAGCUCAAGCCGCUGAGAAAGCGGCACAGGCCAAAGAAGUUGCGGCUGAGAAAGCGGCACAGGCCAAAGAAGUUGCGGCUGAGAAAGCGGCACAGGCCAAAGAAGUUGCGGCUGAGAAAGCGGCACAGGCCAAAGAUGUUGCGGCUGAGAAAGGCCAACAAGGUUAUGAAGCAACCAAAGACACAGUUUCGAAUGCAGCAAAAAUUGCUGCGGAGAAAGCAGCACAGGCCAAAGAUACUGCUGCGGAGAAAGCAGCACAGGCCAAAGAUGUUGCGGCUGAGAAAGGCCAACAAGGUUACGAAGCAACCAAAGGCACGGUUUCAAAUGCCGCAAAAACCGCUGCGGAGAAAGCAGCACAGGCUAAAAACUUAACUCUCGAGAAGACACAACAAGGUUAUGAGGCAACAAAAGACACAGUUUCAAAUGCUGCAAAAACUGCAGCAGAUUAUGCUACUCCUGUUGCGGAGAAAACCAAGACGGCUGCGGAGAAAGCCAAGUGCGCGGCUGUUCAGGCAAAGGAUGUUACCGUAGAGAAAGGGAAGACUGCCGCGGAAAUCGCAGGGAAAGUGGUGUCUGCUGCGGGGUGGACAGCAACACAUUAUGCCACACAGUUGACGGUGGAUGGAACUAAGGCUGCUGCUAAUGUUGUUGAAGGAGCGGUUGGAUAUGUUGCACCAAAGGCUUCUGAGCUUGCGGCGAAGUCCGUGGAAACUGUUAAAGGCUUGGCUGCUUCUGCUGGUGAGACUGCCAAGGAGUUUACUGCUAGAAAGAAAGAUGAAUCAUGGCGUGAAUAUGAGGCUCAAAAGGCUUCUCAACCUAAGGAAGGUGAAGAAAUCUCGCCAUCAUCAGAAGGCGAAAAUGUGAGCAACUAUAGAGAGAACUUGGUUACACAAAAAGUGAUACCAAGUGAAGAAAGAAUUCAAGCAGAAGGAACUAAUCUUCAAGAGAAGGGUAUAGGAAGCAAUGUGAUACCAACUACUGGUGAAACUGAAACUGUGGAAAAUAUCCUUGAGAAAGAACAAGGAAAAGGAAGUGAGAAAAGAGAGAAGAAGAAUGAAGAAGGAAGUGAUGAGAAUAUAACAAUAGCUGUCACUGAAACUAAGUGA